CAACCCCGGUCCCCGGGGAAAAAUGGUCUUUUACCUGAAUUGAUUGAAACCCGGAUUCAACAGACCCGACCGGAAACCCGCAUAAUUCAACACCCGCUCAUCAAAACAAUGGGCCUGUGUCCGUGCGCCAGAGAGAAUCAAGCCCGAGACAGUGAAGCUACCACUAGGUGCGUAAGCGUAUACAUGUUAUCGGCGCCGAAACGCAGUACAACUACUGUUAUUACUGAUAACCAGACAAUUAAGGAAGGAAUAAGCAUACAGGCAAUUCUGCAGAUACAAGUAAGUAUACAUAGCCCAUACUCGCCGUGGUAGGCCAACAGAAGUUUCGAAAUUGGGAGAGUGGUAAAGCGACGCCGGAGCCAAAUUAGUCUAGAAAGAUGUUGCAGAGCAAGUCCUUUGUCUGCAAAACGAAGCAAGGCAAAGUUGUCAAGGUCGUUAGAGAACACUAUCUGAGAGACGAUAUCUACUGCGGAGCCCCUUUUUGCAAUGUCUGCGAUUCUAAAAGUGCUCGCUUGAGCUCCUCUGCCCCCACCAUUCUUAUUUUUGACACCAACGUCGUCCUCAAUCAGAUUGACUUGCUUGAGAAUCCGGCAAUUGAUGAUGUUGUCAUAUUGUCAGUGGUGUUGGAAGAGGUGAAGAACAAGAACCUCUCGGUUUAUAAUAGAAUCAGAGCCCUCUGCAGCAAUUCUACAAGGAAGUUCUUUGUGUUCUCUAAUGAAUAUCACAGGGAUACAUAUGUGAAGGCCAUGGUCGGUGAAAGUCCAAAUGAUCGGAAUGAUAGAGCUAUUUGGGUGGCAGCGCAGUGGUAUAAAAAUCAUCUUGGUGAUGCAACUAGGGUCUUACUAAUCACAAAUGACAGGGAGAACAAGAGGAAGGCCACUGAAGAGGGAAUUUCUGCAGAGACAGUUGAAUCAUUUGUGAAAUCACUUGGUCAACCUGGAUUGCUUGACCUGCUUGUUCAGCCUCAUUCAGAAGAUGUAGGCAUGGAGGAAGUUGAAGAUCUGAGACCUUCAAAGAGGAAAAUACUUUAUACUGAGCAUAAACCCAUGUCAGAGAUUACUGCUGGCUUGCAUUGUGGUAUUUUCCAUCGAGGGAAACUUCGUGUUAAUCGUUACAAUCCUUUUGAAGCAUAUGUAGGAAGUGAGAGCAUUGGUGAUGAGAUAAUCAUAUAUGGGCGUGUAAACAUGAAUAGGGCUUUCGAUGGUGAUAUAGUGGCAGUGGAACUUUUGCCUCAAGAUCAAUGGCAUGAACAGAAGUCAUUGUCCAUAGCUGAUGAAGAGGAUGAGGAAGAAGAAGAUGUUCAUCUAGUUCCAAGCAGUGCUGAUGAUGCUCCUAGAGUUCCAAAUCCAGCACAAGGUUCUGCGGGUGGUGCAAAUACUGUAUUUUCUCGUCCAUCUGGCCGUAUUGUUGGUAUCAUAAAACGGAACUCGCACUCAUAUUGUGGAUCUUUGGAGCCAAUGCCUAUGCCCGCAGGCACUGGUGGCGUUGCCCAUGCUUUAUUUGUCUCUAAAGAUCGCAGAUUUCCAAAGAUACGGAUUCAAACUCGACAGCUUGAAAAUCUUCUGGACAAAAGAAUUAUUGUUGCCGUUGAUUCUUGGGAUCUUUUAUCUCGAUAUCCUUCUGGGCAUUAUGUACGAACAAUAGGUGUAAUCGGUGACAGGGAAACUGAAAGUGAGGUAGUGUUGACAGAGAAUGAUAUAGAUUCAAGACCAUUUACUUCUCAAGUUUUGUCAUGUUUGCCACCAUUACCUUGGUCUGUGUCUUUUGAAGAUCUGGCAAAUCCUAUUAGGCAGGAUUUGCGUCGUAUACGUGUCUUUAGCGUGGAUCCUCCAGGAUGCACGGAUAUUGAUGAUGCAUUACAUUGUACAGCUCUACCAAAUGGAAAUUUUGAAGUUGGAGUUCAUAUUGCUGAUGUUACAAAUUUUGUGCACCCUGGAACCCCUCUUGAUGAUGAGGCUACACAAAGGGGCACAUCAGUCUACCUUGUUGAGCGGCGAAUUGACAUGCUUCCUAAACCUUUAACAGAAGAUAUUUGUGCUCUUCGAGCUGAUGUGGAGAGACUAGCAUUCUCUGUUAUCUGGGAAAUGACACCUGAAGCGGAGAUUAUUUCUACAAGAUUCACAAAAAGUGUCAUCAAGUCGUGUGCAACAUUGUCUUAUGUAGAAGCUCAAGCCAGGAUGGAUGAUAGGUGCUAUAUCUAAUUUUUCUUGUUAUACCUUACCCCUUAAAUAACUUGGG
Messenger RNA from Camellia sinensis, 2238 nucleotides. The record is from RefSeq and is a predicted model, not a curated record. Lineage: Eukaryota; Viridiplantae; Streptophyta; Magnoliopsida; Ericales; Theaceae.